AGGUAGAAAGAGCAGGGUCACCAGUACCAAGCUGUUUGUCUAUGAAGAGUGAAGAAUCAAUGGAUCAGCCAAUCGUGUUCAGAGGAGAGUUCACAGAUGAUCAAAGGGUCCAGGUAGAAAGAGCAGGGUCACCAGUACCAAGCUGUUUGUCUAUGAAGAGUGAAGAAUCAAUGGAUCAGCCAAUCGUGUUCAGAGGAGAGUUCACAGAUGAUCAAAGGGUUAAAGUAGAAAGAGCAGGGUCACCUGUACCCAGCUGUCUGUCUAUGAAGAGUGAAGAAUCAAUGGAUCAGCCAAUCGUGUUCAGAGGAGAGUUCACAGAUGAUCAAAGGGUUAAAGUAGAAAGAGCAGGGUCACCUGUACCCAGCUGUCUGUCUAUGAAGAGUGAAGAAUCAAUGGAUCAGCCAAUCGUGUUCAGAGGAGAGUUCACAGAUGAUCAAAGGAUACAGCAGUCACUGGAGUCCAGCUCUUUAGAAGAGAUGAGUUCAGAGAAAUUAUCUUCCCCAAAAGAGUCUCUCCUGCACACUCUGAUGAAGCUGAAGAAGGAUGAGAAGUUGAAACUGUUUCAGAGCCACCUGAGUCAGGAUUGCCCAGAAUGCUUUAAGAGUCUGUCUGAAGAUCCUUCUGUGCUGGAUAAGUUUAGGAAGAUGAAGGAAUUGUUCAAGAGUCAUCAAAUUGAUGAAGAAUGCACUGAGAGAGAGCAAGAGGAUUCUAAGGCCCUGUACAUAGUUGGGAAGAUGCUGGAUACCUGUGGCAGUGAGAGGUCUCUGAAGAUCACACUCCACAUCCUGAGGAACAUGAAGCAGAAGGAUCUUGUCGACUCACUGGAGAGAGAUGAGCAGCUCAAUGAAUCCAUAAAAAGAGCCCAGCAGGCACUGAAAACUCAUCUGAAGAAGAAGUUUGAAUGCAUAUUUGAAGGUUUAGCAAAGCAGGGCCACCCAACCCUCCUCAAUGAGAUCUAUACAGAGCUCUACAUCACAGAGGGGGGAAGUGGGGGGGUCAAUAAUGAACACGAGGUCAGACAGAUUGAGACAGCAUCCAAGAGUCAAACCACACAGGAGACUGCAAUCCUCUGCAAUGACAUCUUUAAGCCCUUACCUGGACAAGAGAAACCCAUCAGAACUGUGCUUACAAAGGGCAUCGCUGGCAUUGGGAAAACCGUCUCUGUGCAGAAGUUCAUUCUGGACUGGGCAGAAGGAAAAGCCAAUCAGGAUAUUGAUUUCAUCUUCACUCUCCCUUUCCGAGAUCUGAAUUUGAAGAAGGAAAGAGCAUUCAGUCUGAUGCAACUUCUGCAGCACUACUUUCCACAACUGAAAGAGAUCAAAAGUGUUGAAGGUGAUCAAGUCAAAGUUUUAUUUAUCUUUGAUGGUCUGGAUGAGUGUCGACUUCCUCUAAAUUUCCAAAGCAAUGAGGACUGCUGUGAUGUAACAGAGUCAUCAUCAGUGGAUGUGCUGCUGACCAACCUCAUUAAGGGGAAUCUGCUUCCCUCUGCUCUCCUCUGGAUCACCUCCCGACCAGCAGCAACCAAUCAGAUCCCUCCUGAGUGUGUCCACCAGGUGACAGAGGUACGAGGGUUCAAAGACCCACAGAAGGAGGAGUACUUCAGAAAGAGAAUCAGAGAUCAGAACCAGGCCAGCAGAAUUAUCUCACACAUAAAGUCAUCCAGGAGUCUCUAUAUCAUGUGUCACAUACCAGUCUUCUGCUGGAUUUCUGCUACUGUUCUGGAGACAAUGUUGGGUAAAGUAGAGAGUAGAGAUCUGCCCAAAACUCUGACUGAAAUGUACACACACUUCCUACUCAUUCAGACUAAUGUGAAGAAUCAGAAGUACCGUGGCACUGAUGAGACAGACCCAAAGGAGAUGUCAGCAUCAGAUACAGAAAUCAUCCUGAAACUGGGGCAGUUGGCUUUUCUACAGCUGGAAAAGGGUAAUCUGAUAUUCUAUGAAGAGGACCUGAAAGAGAGUGGCAUUGAUGUUAGUGAAGCUUCAGUGUACUCUGGGGUGUGCACAGAGGUCUUUAAAGAGGAGUGUGGGUUGUAUCAGGAGAAGGUCUACUGCUUUGUGCAUCUGAGCAUUCAGGAGUAUCUGGCUGCCUUGUUUGUGUUUCAUUCAUGUGUAAAUGAGAACAGAAAUGUACUCCGAGCAGAAGAAUCAAAACCUCACAGUGGCAGAGUGCAGUUGUCUGAGUUACACAGGAGUGCAGUGGAUCAGGCCUUAAGAAGUAAGAAUAGACACCUGGACCUUUUCCUCCGAUUCCUUCUUGGCCUCUCUCUGGAUUCCACUCAGAAUCUUUUAAGAGAACUACUGACACAGACAGGAAGCAGAUCUGAUGGAGGAAUACACAACUUUCUUUCUUUUCUUUUCACAACACUUACUUUCUUUCAAAGACUAUGGACAUGGACAGGAACCACAUCACCUGUACCAUAUCCACGAACACAGACAGAAAGCAGAUCACAGAGCAUUGAAAAAACAGUCCAGUACAUUAAGAAGAGGAUCAGAGAGGAAUCUUCGGCAGAGAGGACCAUCAGUCUGUUCCACUGUUUCAAUGAACUGAAUCACAACUACCUAGUGCAGGAAAUCCAGAAUUCCCUGAGAUCAGGAAAACUUUCUGCUGAAAAGCUGGAACCAGACCAGUGUUCGGCUCUGGCCUUUGUGUUACUGAUGUCAGAGGAGAUCCUGGAUGAGUUUGACUUGAAGACCUACAACACAUCAGCAGCAGGUCAUCAGAGACUGCUACCAGUAAUCAGGAGCUGCAGGAAGGCCAAACUGAACAACUGUGACCUCACAGAGAAGUGCUGUAAUAUUGUGGCAUCAGCUCUCCAGUCAUCAAACUCACCCCUGAGAGAUCUGGACCUCAGCUACAAUAACCUGGGAGAUUCAGGAGUGGAACUGCUCUGUGCUGGACUGAUGAGUCCAAACUGUAAACUACAGAGACUGGGGCUGGGUUGGUGUAAUCUCACAGAGGGCUGCUGUGAUGUUCUGGCCUCAGUCCUGCGUUCUCCUCACUCAGAGCUGAGAGAUCUGGAGCUCAGAGACAACGAGCUGCAGGAUUCAGGAGUGAGAGCACUGUCUGCUGGACUGGAGGACCCACACUGUAAACUGCAGAGACUGGGGCUGUCAGGCUGUAGAGUCACACAGAGAGGCUGUGAGUCUCUGGCUUCAGCUCUGUGUUCAAACCCCUCACACCUGAGAGAGCUGGACCUGAGAUACAAUCACCCAGGAGACUCAGGAGUGAGAGCGCUGUCUGCUGCUAAACUGGACACACUCACACUGCUUGUGGACCAUGGAGGAGAGAACAGGACCAAACCAGGACCCAGGAAAUACGGCUGUCAGCUCACACUGGAUCCAAACACAGCGCACAGAUGGCUGUCUCUGUCUGAGGGGAACAGGAGGGUGACAAGCACACCAAGGAGAGAGCAGCCAUAUCCUGAUCAUCCAGAGAGAUUUAAGUCUGAGCCCCAGGUUGUGUGCAGAGAGAGUGUGUGUGAGCGCUGUUACUGGGAGGUUGAGUUCAGUGAGGGGAGGGGAUGGGUUUUUAUAGCAGUGACAGAUAAAGGAAUCAGCAGGAAAGGAGCGGGUCAUGACUGUACGUUUGGAUACAAUAAAAACUCCUGGAGUCUGGAGUGCAAUAAACUCAGAUACUCUGAUAAACUCAGAUACUCUGUCUGGCACAAUAAGAACCGAACACACAUACCUGCCCCCCCCUCCCCCUACCGCAGAGCAGGAGUGUGUGAUGAUGCUGGUAGAGGAGUGUGUGUGUACAGGGUAGGAGUGUGUGUGGACCGUCCGGCCGGCACUCUGUCCUUCUACAGCGUCUCUGACUCUGACACACUGACCCUCCUGCACAGAUUCCACACACACUUCACUCAACACACACCCCUCUGUGCUGGAUUUUAUGUGUUUGACUCCUCAGUGUCCCUCUGCUAACUGGAGUAGACACACACAACACACACACUCAUACACAUACACUCACACAUACACACUCAGAUACACAGACACACACACCCACACCUACACACACACACUCUCACACACACCCUUUCUCUCUCAUACUCACACUCAUACACACGCACUCACACACCUACGCACACACACACUUGUGCGCACACACUCACACUCUCUCACACCCACUCACACACCCAAUCACACACAUGCGCACACACACACCUACACACAUGAACACACACAAUCUCUCGCACACACAAACCCACACAUUCACCACUACACUCUCACGCGCACACACGCAUGCAUGCAUACGUACACACGCUCAUAACCGUAUGCACACACACACCCUCUCUCUCUCACACACACACACACUCACAUCCACACACACACACAUACAUGCGUGCAGAGAUACAAACACGUGUCAACACACAUUCACAUUCCCAUAUGCAUGCACACAUGUAUAAACACACACACAUUCUCUUACCCAUGCACACACACACGCACUGAUGUACACUCAUGCACACACACAUACACACUUUCUCACACCCAGUCACUCACACCCCCAAUCACACACAUGCACACACACCUACACACGGACACACACAAUCUCUCACACACACAAACACACACAUUCACCAGUGCACUCUUAAGCGCACACACACAUUCAUGCAUACGUACACACGCUCAUAACUGUAUGCACACACACACACACUCACAUCCACACACACACACACAUUCAUGCGUGCAGAGACACAAACACGUGUCAACACACACAUUCACAUUUCCGUACGCAUGCACACACAUGUAUAAACACACACACAUUCUCUUACCCAUGCACACACACACACUCCUCAGUGUCCCUCUGCUAACUGGAGUAGAGACACACACACAUGCGCAUACACACUCGAACGCAUGCACACACACACACACACACACACAUAUACACACACUCAUAUACACAUACACACACACACUCAAUCACACACAUAUAAACACAAACACUUGUAUACACCUAGACCCUCACACACCCACACACACACACACACACACACACACACACACACACACACACUUAUAUACACACACUCAUAUACACAUACACACACACACACAAUCACACACUCACAUAUAUAUAUACACACACUCAUAUGCACCUAGACCCACACACACACGCACUCACACACCUACACACACUCUUGCACACUCAAUCACACACACCCUCUCUCUCUCACAUACACUUAUAUACACACACUCAUAUACACAUACACACACACACUCAAUCACACACCUACACACACUCUCAGUCAUGCACACACGCUCACACACCUACGCACGCACACUCUCUCACACCCAGUCACUCACACACACCUACACACAGACACACACAAUCUCACGCACACACAUACACACGCAUGCAAACAUACACACGCUCAUACCCGUAUGCACACACACACACUCUUUCUCUCACUCACACUCUCACAUACAGUAUACAGACACACACAUUCGCAAACGCAUGCGCGCGCACACACACGCACUCACACCCAAUCACACACACACACACACACACACACACACGUCGACACACUUGCAACCUUCCUUGAGCAAAGCCUUACCACUGCAAUUUCAGCUGUGCCCAAUAUUAGCCUCAGUACUGCUUAAACCCUGUACAUAAGAGUAUGAUCUUUUAGCAGGUUCAGGUUAAGCACUCGCUUUCUAAAUAUGAUUUUAUUUUUUUACAUUUUGAUAAAUUUAUAUUGAAAAUGUUCAAGGUGUGUUUAUGUACUUUUGAUUAUUAAAACAUUCAUAUAACAUUGAGAGUAAUAAUGCCAGAAGAUGGCAGAGUGAAAUGUUUUUGAAGUAAUAAUUCUGUCUCCUGUAUCUGCAUCUUUUUAAAAAAGAAGCCAGUGGCAAACUCCUCCACUUAAAUGUGCAUUUUACUAGUUUUUACAGUUGCUUUCAUUCAUUUUCACAAGAGUUCCAAUGUGCAGAUUUCUCUGAGCAAAUGCAGCUGAUGAUCACUGCAGUGUACUUAUUUCAUUUCAUUACUGUAAAUAAUGAUGGAUUGAGUUUCCUUCUUUAUUCUGUUAGGAUUGAUUUUUUUUUUUUUGCUUUAAUUUUCAGACAACAAUAUGCAAUAUGAUUAAAACUGAAUUAUAAAAAUAUCAAAUGUUUUGCUGUUGUUUUUUUAUUGUGUGAUGUAUUGAACUCCUGUGACACAGUAGUACUUAUUUCAUAUUCUGUAUGGGAUUAUGUUUGGGCUCAAUAUGAGUAGAUCAGCAUGGGGCUAAAAUCUGCAGUUGAAGCAAUGACAUUCAUCUACAGUAGUGGAAAUAAAAUCCAUUAUAAGAAAA
Anguilla rostrata (American eel) is the source of this 6292-nucleotide messenger RNA. RefSeq names its product NACHT, LRR and PYD domains-containing protein 3-like. The transcript has 12 exons. Gene Ontology annotation, molecular function: protein binding. Lineage: Eukaryota; Metazoa; Chordata; Actinopteri; Anguilliformes; Anguillidae. Gene Ontology annotation, biological process: intracellular signal transduction. The coding region runs from base 42 to 3923 and encodes 1293 amino acids. The record is from RefSeq and is a predicted model, not a curated record.